This is a messenger RNA of Stylonychia lemnae, 285 nucleotides long. Lineage: Eukaryota; Ciliophora; Spirotrichea; Sporadotrichida; Oxytrichidae. The record is from the annotation of a GenBank genome assembly.
AUGGUUGUAGUAGACUAAUAAAGUAUAAAGGAUGCCGCCGCUGCGUUAAAACUAAAAUACUCUACAGCAAAAACUAUAUAUAAGAUAUAUAAGAAGGAGAACAGGACAUUUAAGUUCAGUUCACGAUCCAGAAAUCCAGGUGCAUCGCGCGACAUGAUCUAAAAGAUCAAAAAGGCACCAUUACCAUCUUUUAUGCAAAAGUUCUCUGACGCAAACUUGGUUUGCGGAAUUGCGGAUAUAUCAAUUCGCAAUAGAACAAACUAAUUGUAAAAUAUAAACGAAUGA